CGAUUUAUUUGUCAGCUCACGCCCAGCGAGGGAGGGGGAAGAGGCGCUGCUUGUCUUCGAUUGAAACCCUAGCGCGGGGAGGAGAGAUAGAGAUUGCUCGAUUUCGGCGGAGGGUGUGGGAUCUGUCGUCCGGUUUCGUGACGGUGGAGGAUUGGGCGAUCGGAUGGCCGAGGAGGACGGGCUGAGCGAAAGCAGCAACCACACGUCAGAGGACGAGGGCUCCGAUGAAUAUCGGCGGGGAGGGUACCACGCCGUCCGAAUCGGCGAUUCCUUCAAGCAGGGAGCCUACGUCGUCCAGGCUAAGCUCGGCUGGGGCCACUUCUCCACUGUUUGGCUUGCUUGGGAUACCGUCCACUCCCGAUAUGUAGCGUUGAAGGUGCAGAAGAGUGCGCAACACUAUACCGAAGCUGCUAUGGAUGAGAUAAAGAUCUUGAAGCAGAUUGCGGAUGGGGAUCCUGAUGACACUCUGUGCGUGGUGAAAUUGCUCGACCAUUUCAAGCAUUCAGGGCCAAAUGGACAGCAUGUGUGUAUGAUCUUUGAGUUCCUUGGAGAUAACCUUCUCACGCUUAUUAAGUACACGGAUCAUGGGGGGUUACCGCUCUCAAAGGUGAAGGAGAUAUGCCGUUAUGUCCUUAUUGGGCUUGACUAUCUCCAUCGGGAUCUUUCUAUCAUCCACACUGACCUGAAGCCAGAGAAUAUCCUCCUUAUGUCUAGCCUCGACCCAGCCAAAGAUCCUCAUCGAUCAGGUACGCCGCUCAUUCUUCCCACUGUCAGAUCCGAAGAGCCCUCACCAAUGCCUCCUGCUCUGUCCAAUGGCGACCUUACGAGAAACCAGAAGAAAAAAAUCAGAAGGAAGGUGAAGCGGGCAUCUGCUUCUACAUCAGGGAGCUUAACGGCUGAAGCAGGAAGCAGUAAUGGCUUAGAAGAUAAAGGAGAUUCAAGAGUAGCAACUGAUGGUGGCGACGGGGAGACACACGAUAGAGCAUCACAAGGUCGUAGGAGAGGUAAUAAGGCUACAAGGAAGAGGCUGGCAAUGGAGGCAGACCUGCGGUGCAAGAUAGUCGAUUUCGGAAAUGCAUGUUGGACAUAUAAGCAGUUUACUAGUGAUAUCCAGACAAGGCAGUAUCGGUGUCCUGAGGUGGUUCUUGGGUCUAAAUACUCUUCUUCUGCUGAUUUGUGGUCGUUCGCUUGUAUAUGUUUUGAGCUGGCCACAGGAGAUGUGCUAUUUGAUCCGCAUAGUGGCGAUAAUUUUGACCGGGAUGAGGAUCACUUGGCUUUAAUGAUGGAACUACUGGGGAUGAUGCCUCGUAAAAUUGCAUUGGGCGGACGAUAUUCACGCGAUUUCUUUAAUAGGCACGGUGACUUGAGGCACAUCCGGCGACUGAGAUUUUGGCCCCUCAACAAAGUUCUCUCGGAGAAGUAUGAAUUCAGUGAACGAGAUGCCAACGACAUGGCUGAUUUCCUUGUCCCAAUACUAGAUUUUGUACCCGAGAAGCGUCCCACAGCUGGUCAAUUGCUUAGUCAUCGGUGGAUCAGUGAGCCAAGUUUGCUGCAGGGAGAUCAAGUCCAACCUCCAACAGCGGCUGCUCCUUCAGAAAAGCAGAGGAAAGAGAGGGAUGAAAUGGCAGCAGAACUGGCUAAUAUCGUGAUUGAUGGACCAUCAAAGGGAAAUAUUUCUACUUCUCGAUAGUAUGUUUGGCUUAUUCAAUCCACAGUUGACGUGUGCUGCAUAUACGUGCAAUGAAGAGUUUUCUGUAUGUUCCAACAUUUUUUGUAGGCCAGGUGAAUCUUCUCGAAAGAUUCAACUUGGAUUCUUGUUUUUUUUAGAUUGCAGGUUAGAUCAUUCAAAAUUGUGUUACUGCAAGUCAGUUGUUCUAAGAACUUAUUGAACAUGCUUGUUUGUUUACAAAACACUAGAACUCAUCUGAUUUCAGUUAUUCCCCUUUGGUGGCUUCACGAUCA
Zingiber officinale is the source of this 1962-nucleotide messenger RNA. RefSeq names its product SRSF protein kinase 1-like. NCBI's taxonomy places the organism in Eukaryota, Viridiplantae, Streptophyta, Magnoliopsida, Zingiberales, Zingiberaceae. The record is from RefSeq and is a predicted model, not a curated record. The transcript has 4 exons. The coding region runs from base 164 to 1690 and encodes 508 amino acids. Gene Ontology annotation, biological process: spliceosomal complex assembly; protein phosphorylation; regulation of mRNA processing. Gene Ontology annotation, molecular function: protein kinase activity; ATP binding.